AUGGAUUCUGUUGCCUUUCAGGUCUGGGCAGGCCUCUGUUUUCUGGUCCACCUUGCAGUCUGUAGCCCCAUCACGAGCCUAGAUGUGCCUCUCCUGCAGGAAGAGAUGCCGUUCUUUGACGAGCAGGACACACUGCUUGAGAACUGGCAAAAUGAAUUGCUGAAGGCACUGAACCUCUCUGACGUCCCUCUACAAGAACAAGCCAAGGUGGACCCUCCAGAAUACAUGCUAGAGCUCUAUAACAGAUUUGCAACCAAUAAGGCCUCUAUGCCAUCUGCCAACAUUGUUAGAAGCUUCAAGAAUGAAGAACUGACUUCUCUGCCCAUCCACUCUCAUGGAAUACGGAGGUAUCCCCUUCUCUUCAAUGUCUCCAUCCCUCACCAUGAAAAGAUAACCAUGGCAGAGCUGAGGCUCUACACCCUGGUGGAGGAGGACAGGAUGCUCUACGAAGGCCUGGACAGAAAGGUCACCAUCUUUGAGGUGCUGGAGCAUGAACACGGCGGAGGGAGAGAGGAAGAGGAGACGAGGCUCAGAGUGCUCGCGUCCAGGCAUCUGCACAGCACGGACAAUGAAUGGAAAACCUUUGAGGUCACUGAUGCCAUCAGGAAGUGGCAGCACUCAGGCUCAACCACUCAUCGGCUAGAGGUGCGGAUUGAGAACAGAGGGAGAGAGGGACCCAGCCGAGGAGGGAAAGUCGAGAUUGACAUCAAUUCAGAGACCAAACACAAGCCUUUGUUAAUUGUGUUUUCGGAUGACCAAAACCAUGCCAAGAGAGAAGAGAGGCGCGAACUGAAGGAAAUGAUCGAGCACGAGGAGACGCAGGACCUACAGACUCUGGGCUUGGACGACUUCCACUCUAGCCCCAGCCAAGGGAAGCUUCUUCAUAUCAGGUCCAACAUCAUCUACGACUCAACAUCCCGGAUAAGGAGGAACGCUAAAGGGGGGAACUGCAAAAGAACUUCCCUCCACGUGGACUUCAAGGAGAUUGGCUGGGAUUCCUGGAUCAUCCAACCAGUUGAGUAUGAUGCCUACCAGUGUAAAGGUGCCUGCUCCUUCCCUUUGGACGAUCACCUGACAACCACUCAUGCUAUGGCCCGGACUUUGGUUCACCUCAAAUUCCCCCAGAGAGCUUCUCCGGCGUGUUGUGUGCCUACCAAACUGGCUCCGAUCUCUUUGCUCUACUUAGAGAAAGGGGUGGUGACCUUCAAGUUAAACUACGAAGGCAUGUCGGUUCUGGAAUGUGGCUGCAGAUAGUAGCAGGGGGGCUCUUGCGAGGGCACCGAUGGCCCUCCGAGUAUUUAAUUGAUCCAGCUGUAAAUGUGUACAGUUUUCAUUUGUACAGAUUGAGUUAGCGUAUUUAAGCAGGUUUGUACAGAUCAUCUUGAGAGCCAAGGAAUGGGCAGAAGAUGAGAGGGGAUGGCCGUUUGCUGCCAGGGUUGCCUUGAGAGAAAGAGGAGGUUGCGCUUCAGUGCUUUAACUAAGAGUUAGUUGAUACAGCAGACUUUCCUAGGCCAUAGCACUUCAGGGACUGGGACACUGCAUAUUCAAAUAUCCCCCACACAAUAAAUCUCCUUGCGGACAGAAAACUAAUAUGUCACAGAGGGUUCUGCCUAGUUCCGGCACACUUUUUGCCUAUGAUCAGAGGCAGCUCUCAAAGAUGCCAUUUGAGACGAAAAAAUGAAGCUGCCCAGUGCUGAGUCAGAGCCUUGAUCGGAGCUCAGUAUUGCCUACACUGACUGGCAGCAGCUGUCCGUGGUUUCAGACAGGCAUCCUUCCCAGCCCUACCUGGAGACGCUGCCAGGGACUGGACUUGAAAACAGGGGCUCUGCCAUUGAGCUUUGGCCCCAUCUCCGAUCACUCGCCAUCCCGAGCAUUGAGAAGGUCUAGGGUCAUUGGAGUUCCAACUCCUUGCUGGGCUGCACACAGGUACCCAAAGGAGGAUUUACAGACGAUCGUGGGUGGGAUAGAUAUUAGUUUAAAAUAUACCGCUGAGCAGGAACUGAAUCAAUGCAGGAACACAGGAGCAUAGCGAGCUGCUUCAUACUGAGUCAGGCCCUUGGUCCAUCUAGAUCAGUGCUGUCUACACGGACCGGCAGCAGCUCUCCCCGGUUUCAGGCAGGAGUCUUCAUCCCAGCCUUCCCUGGAGAUGCUGCCAGGGACCUUCUGCAUGCAAUUCAAGGGGGACUAAGAAGGGGAACUCAAACCUAAAUGCACUAUAACAAGGGCAGACGGAUCAGGUGCCAGCACUUUUUCACUUGCUUUUUCUGUGCAAAAUACUGGCGAUGCUCAUGCACCUUCUGAGUGCAGAGGAGUGUAGCUGGCUCAUACCUACUGACAAACAGGCAUCAUCCACUACAGCAGGGGUUCCUUCCCACCCUUGGGUCCCCAGAUGUUGUUGGCCAGGGCAUUGUGGCCGGAGUGCCGUCCAACACCACAUCUGGGGACCCAAGGGUGGGAAGGAAGCCCUGCACUCUAGGGUUGGCUGGAGCCAGAGACUUCAGAAACAAGCCCUGUUGUGGAGCUGGGUCAACAAGCCCAGGGUCUACAGGUCUCUAGGCCCCACGGGAGUGCUGAUGAGCAGCUGUUGCUGGGGACAAACUAGGAGAGGGCUGGUGCUUACCUUGCCUUGUCUGUGGACUUCCCAGAGGCCUCUUUCUGGUCACUGCUGGAAACAGGAGGCCAAACUACAUGGCCUUUGGUGUGAUCCGACACCACUCUGUCCCAGUGACCGCCCAGCCUGCCCUCUCCAUAGAAUUCCUGCAAAAUGGUCGAGGGAGCUGUAAUCUCCGUCUGACCUGCCAAUACAGACAGUUCCAGAACAUAAAACCUCAUUCCUCGGACCCGCUGGAAGGACCAGCCCAGUAUUUAUAUACAAAUGCACUCCUCGUGUGAAGCAGUCACAUUCGAACUGUGAAAGAGAAACGGCCUGCGAGAGGAAGGGGACAGCAAGAUUUUAAAAGAGAGAGAGAAGCUUCAUCAGGAGGGAAGUCGCCCCACCGGUGUGCUUCUGCGACGGGAAGGAAGGCAGAGCUUCUGUACCUUUAUCAAUCAAAGAGGGGGGCACCAGGCAUGGGGGGAGCAGGUGGCACUUGUCAUAGAAAGGAAGUGGCCGCCGAAAUUCCCCCUUCCACACAACCUCUUACAAGUCCUGGGACUCAUCAGCUUUGCCCCUCCACUUUAAGACUGUUCCACACGGUCAGUUUAGGGCAGAUCUCGGGAAAGCUCGUCCACAGACCAACAGACCUCUCACAGUUGGUCAAGUUCGGACUGCAGUGGUGAUGGAUUAGGAAGUGCCAUUCUGCAUCUGGCAAGAACUCUCUUUCUUCUCUUGGGCAACCCCCCCCCUCCCCACAUGCUUCAUGUGAACGUGCGGAGCAGCCUUCUAUGAAGUCGGACCCCGGAUCCAUCUCGCUCAGCAUUGUCUGCAUUGACUGGCAGCAAGGUUCCCAGCCCUACCUGGGGAUGCCGAGAGGCUGAAACGUGGACCCUGCACAUGCCAAGCAGAGACUCCCCUGCUGUGCCCCCCCCCGCACCACCCUCCGUAGAGUCAGACCAAGAAAAAGCCAGCCUCUAGGAACCUGCUUCUCCAUUGCCUGAUAUUCUUGAUUAAGGCUUAACAAGGAAACAAUUAGAUUGUGCUUCAUCAUCUAGGAGCUGGUGCGGGCGGGCGGGCGGGGGGGGGCUUCUCCUUUAUGAAGCUGUCAAUCGACAAGGCCGUUCUUUAUCCCCCAUCUUCUCUUCAACGGUAUAGGAUGGGGUCACAUGUCAUGUUUCCGCCACUCUCCUCCAACAAAGGGUUGCGAUAAGAAGGUGUUGGAGCCGGGAAACAAUCGGCCUGGUGCUUUAUUUAUACUAAGCUGGAAAUUGGUCAGAUUCUUUGGAAAGUGUAACUGACGCUGACUCUGCUGCCCUCCUCAGCCCCAGCCUACCCUACUGUCCCCUGCCUCUGGUUUUACACUUUUAAGGCAAAGCUGUCUUCCCUGAGGAAGAUAAGAGACUUGUCUUUGAAAGAAAGGACUGGGACUCCUCAUGGGAAUCAACACGAAAAACAAGAUCAAGGCCUUCGGCAAGCCAGCCAAACCUACUGCCAUCCAGCCAUUAUUUAUUGACCUAUUUAUUGACUUUGUCCUUGUAAUAUAAUGUAGAAUAUAAAAUGUUUUAUUUUUGAGCUUGUAUGUAAACACACUUGGGCAAGCCCAUGUGGGGAGUUUCACGUUCAUUGCUGCAAAAAAAGUUAUGGAUUGACUUGGCCCUUUUCUUUGUAAAUAUAUCACUGCCCUCCAUUUUUCUAUUUCUCAGUGUAAUGCAAAAAUAUAGUGACUUCCAGCA
Hemicordylus capensis (graceful crag lizard) is the source of this 4329-nucleotide messenger RNA. It is a transcript of the gene BMP10, whose product is annotated as bone morphogenetic protein 10. NCBI's taxonomy places the organism in Eukaryota, Metazoa, Chordata, Lepidosauria, Squamata, Cordylidae. The transcript has 2 exons. Gene Ontology annotation, molecular function: growth factor activity; cytokine activity. Gene Ontology annotation, cellular component: extracellular region. Gene Ontology annotation, biological process: SMAD protein signal transduction; BMP signaling pathway. Bases 1 to 1254 code for a protein of 417 amino acids. The record is from RefSeq and is a predicted model, not a curated record.